Lonchura striata (white-rumped munia) is the source of this 2546-nucleotide messenger RNA. NCBI's taxonomy places the organism in Eukaryota, Metazoa, Chordata, Aves, Passeriformes, Estrildidae. The record is from RefSeq and is a predicted model, not a curated record.
AUGCAGCCGCCGCCGCGCAAGGUGAAGCUCACCCAGGAGCUGCGGGUCCAUCUCCUGGAGCAGCUGUCGGGCCUGCAGAGCAAACAGCAGCGGGACGCCGAGCUGCUGGAGGACAUCAGGUCCUACAGCAAGCAGAGGGCCACCAUUGACAGGGAGUACGGGCAGGCGCUGCAGAGGCUGGCCAGCCAGUUUGUGAAGAGAGACUGGCAGCGGGGCCGUGGCGAGGCUGGCGACUCCAGGAGCGUGGCCGCUGUCUGGAAAGGCGUCAUCGAGGGGACGGCACACGCCGGGCAGGUCCGUGUCACUGCCUCCGAGAGCUACCGCGCCCUGGCCGCCGAGGCCGCCCGCAGCGCCCGCCUCUCCAAGGAGAGGACGCUCAAGAAGGGCAUCGAGAGGCUGCAGAAGGCGCAGGUGGAGCUGCUGGAGACGGUGAAGGAGCUGGACAAGGCGAAGAAGCAGUUCAGCCACCUCCAGCGCAGCAGCGAGGUGGCCAAGGACAAGGCGGCCGAUGUGGAGGCGCGCCUCCGCAGGAGCGACCGGCGGAUAUUUCACACCAAGGCCAGCCUGCAAAAGCUCAGUGCCAAGUUCUCAGCACGGCUGGCCGAGCACUCGAGGCAGCUGGCAGGGGUGCAGAACGAGUACAGCUUUGCCCUGGUGUCUGCCUCUGCCCACCUGGAGCACUACCAGCGUGUGGAGCUGCCUGCGGCCAUGCAGGCACUGGAUGGAGACCUCUAUGAGCGGCUCCGGGAGCACUUGUCGGCCGCCAGCCGGACGGAGGUGGAGACCUGCCGGGCCACCCGCGACUGGUUCCAGGGCAUUGUGGAGGCAUCUGCACGGGUGUGCCGGGAGCAGGACCUGCUCCUCUUCCUGCAGGACCACCCCGCCUUCUCCCUGGCGCCCGAGCAGCGCUUCCAGCUCGCUGGGGUGGAGGAGGUGUGCCUGCUGCCACCAGCAGACGACGGGGCCAGCCUGGAGAAAGAGGCGCGGCGCUGGGCCACGCGGGUGGCCCGGGAGCGUAAGAACAGGGCACACAGCGAGGAGGUGCUGCAGCGGCUGGAGGCCAGGCGGCAGCAGGGGCUGGAGGCGGAGGCGGCGGCUGUGGAGCGGCAGAUGGAGGAAGUGAGGGAAAACAUCCGUAAGGCAGAGGUGAGCCGAGUGAAGGCCGAGGCACGGCUGGCUUUGCUGCGGGCAGCAGGGCUGGACGUGGACGCCUGGCUGGCCGGGGCCAUGGUGGGGACAGGCGAGGAGACCCCCACGGGGCUGGACCCGGGCGAGUUCGAUGACUACGAGGACAGUGAUGAGCCGGAUGAGGACGAUGAGCCUGGGCCUGCUGCUCGCUCCUACCCCUACACCUGCCGGGUGAUCUUUGGCUACCAGGGCUGCCAGGCGGAUGAGCUGUCCAUCAGCCAGGGCGAGGAGCUGGAGAUCAUCGAGGAUGGGGACGCAGAGGAGUGGGUGAAGGCUCGGAACAAGGCUGGGCAGGUCGGCUACGUCCCCGAAAAGUAUCUGCUGUCCGUGGGGUGUGACUUGGGGGCUGGGCUUGGCCCCCCAGGCCCCUCUGCCUUGCAGCGCCAGCUCUCCAGCAUCAUGGCUGCAGAACUGGUGCUGGAGCCUGGAGCCUGGCUGGUGCGAGCCCUGUACGACUAUGAGGGGCAGAGCCCCGAGGAGCUGAGUUUCCCCGAGGGGGCCAUCAUCCGGGUGCUGCCCCGCGCCGCCGGCGAGGUGGACGAUGGCUUCUGGACCGGCGACUUCGACGGCCGCGUCGGCGUCUUCCCCUCCUUGGUGGUGGAGGAGCUCACCGGGGCCCGGGAGGGAGCCGGGCAGGAGCUGCCAUCACCAUCCCCUCCACCCUUCUCCCCUCCUGGCCUCGCGCCCGGGGCCAGCCUGGUGCCCAGCCCUGCUCCUGAGAUGGUGCUGGGAGGUGAGUGCUGGGGAAACUGGGAGGGGGCUGGGGGAGCCCGGGAAGCCAGGCUGAGCUGCUGGGCCCUCCCAGGUUGCCGGCAGGAUGGCACGGGCAGCGGGCAGAGUUCUCCAGACCUGGCAGCCACGCGCCUGCGGCCGCUCCGUGCGCCGCCCCCGCCGCCCGGCAGAGCCCCCGAGCCCGACCCCGAGCUUCACUUCAGCUGACCCUGUGGGUCCCCCCAGCCCCCCGUCCCCCAAAAAGCUUUGCCCAAGCAAACCACCACAGGCUGCUGUCCCAGCAGCAGGGGCUGGAGCUGUCCCAUGCCCUGAGCUGGUCUCUCCAGGGGCUGCAUCCUGCCCAGUGCUGCUUGCAGAGUGGUCCUGCAUCCCAGUACAGCACCCCACAGAGCCCCUUUUUUGGGGUGUCCAGUGCCACAUCCAGGCCCCAUCUCACCCCCCCUCCUGCCUCUGCCCGUCCUGCCUGGCAUCGCCCGUGCACUCCCAGCCCUGGUUCCUGGGGGGCUCAUCUCUGGACCCUGCCAGCCCCCACAGCACCUCCCCACAGGCAGGAGCGGGCGUGGGGGGGCUGUUCCCAAUAAAUCAAUAAAUCCCGCUGGCCCUGGCGAGGGGUUCAGCAGCUUUAA